Messenger RNA from Olea europaea var. sylvestris, 1729 nucleotides. Its product is annotated as sulfite reductase 1 [ferredoxin], chloroplastic-like. Gene Ontology annotation, cellular component: chloroplast stroma; sulfite reductase complex (NADPH). The record is from RefSeq and is a predicted model, not a curated record. Gene Ontology annotation, biological process: sulfate assimilation. NCBI's taxonomy places the organism in Eukaryota, Viridiplantae, Streptophyta, Magnoliopsida, Lamiales, Oleaceae. The coding region runs from base 138 to 1655 and encodes 505 amino acids. The transcript has 4 exons. Gene Ontology annotation, molecular function: sulfite reductase (ferredoxin) activity; heme binding; 4 iron, 4 sulfur cluster binding.
UUUCUUCUUCUUCCUCCUCUUCCUCAUCUCAAUUAUAUCCUCCACUCACUUUCCCUCUCUAACAACAGAAAAAAUCUUUCGAUUUCCGACCAAAUAAAUCUUGUAAAACCCUAGCUCUCUCAUUUUGCUAGGGAGAAAUGACGACGUCGUUUGGAGGUUCCAACACUGCAAUUCACAAAGACCCGAAGCUGCUUCGGGUUCCAACGAGUUUCAAUGGCUUGAAAAGUGCUUACAGUUCGAUUUUGCUUGGUAAACGCCUGCAUGUCUUUCAUUCUUUAUCGGCUUCCUCUGCGGGACCAACCUCAAUUAUCAGAGCCGUUUCUACGCCAGUGAAGCCUGAUACUUCUGUGGAGCCUAAACGCAGUAAGGUUGAAAUCAUCAAAGAGCAUAGUAACUUUAUAAGAUAUCCUCUCAAUGAGGAAUUAUUAACAGAGGCUUCUAACAUUAAUGAAGCUGCUACACAAUUAAUAAAGUUCCAUGGAAGCUAUCAACAGUACAACAGAGAUGAGCGUGGUGUGAAGUCUUACUCAUUUAUGCUGCGUACAAAGAAUCCCUGUGGAAAGGUUUCAAAUGAACUCUAUUUGGUUAUGGAUGAUUUAGCUGAUCAAUUUGGCAUUGGAACACUUCGUUUGACAACAAGGCAAACGUUUCAACUCCAUGGUGUUUUGAAGAAAGACCUUAAGACUGUGAUGAGUUCUAUCAUCAAAAGUAUGGGCUCAACUCUUGGUGCAUGUGGUGAUCUCAACAGAAAUGUUCUUGCUCCAGCUGCCCCCUUUGCACGAAAAGAUUAUUUGUUUGCCCAAAAAACUGCUGAAGACAUUGCUGCACUGUUAACUCCACAAUCUGGUUUCUACUAUGAUAUGUGGGUAGAUGGAGAAAAAAUUAUGUCUGCUGAAUCUCCUGAAGUAGUGAAGGCCCGUAAUGAUAAUUCUCAUGGUACAAAUUUUCCUGAUUCACCCGAGCCUAUAUAUGGAACUCAGUUCUUGCCAAGAAAGUUCAAAAUUGCAGUUACUGUGCCCACAGACAACUCAGUGGAUAUUUUCACGAAUGAUAUUGGUGUGGUUGGUGUGUCGAAUGCUGAUGGGGAGCCUCAGGGUUUUAACAUAUAUGUUGGUGGUGGCAUGGGAAGAACACAUAGGUUGGAAAGCACCUUCCCUCGUCUGGCAGAGCCAUUGGGCUAUGUCCCGAAAGAGGAUAUAUUAUAUGCAGUGAAGGCUAUUGUUGUUACACAAAGAGAAAACGGGAGAAGAGAUGAUCGCAAGUACAGCAGGAUGAAAUACUUAAUUAGUUCCUGGGGGAUUGAGAAGUUCAGAACUGUUGUUGAACAAUACUAUGGAAAGAAGUUUGAACCUUGUCAGGAGUUACCUGAGUGGGACUUUAAGAGCUACUUGGGAUGGCACGAGCAGGGAGAUGGGAGUUUAUUCUGUGGACUCCAUGUUGAUAAUGGCCGAGUUAAGGGAGCAACGAAAGCAACGCUAAGGGAAAUUAUUGAGAAAUAUAAUUUGAAUGUGCGAAUUACACCAAACCAGAAUAUUAUCUUGUGUGAUAUCCGCCGAGCAUGGAAGCGCCCCAUCACUACAGCUCUUGCUCAAGGUGGUCUGCUGGUAAGAUGUCAUAAUUUAAGAAUUAUAUUAGGCUAUAUAGGAAUGGCUUAAUUAUGUAGCUUAGAAGUAUGUUUCAUGAGGAGUUAAUUUGUCCCAAGUCCCAACUGACAUUAUUUCAGGUAUGC